AUGGGCAAACAAAAAGAAAAUCCUCAGUCAAACAAGAUUGAAGCAUACCUGAUCGCCAAGCUGUUCUUCAAGGAAAACAAUCUGGAUCACAAGACUACGCCACUAAAGUUAGAGAUGUCGCUCGAUAUCCAGGGCCGCCAGGGCGGUUACCUGGGUACCUGA
Puccinia graminis f. sp. tritici CRL 75-36-700-3 is the source of this 162-nucleotide messenger RNA. RefSeq lists its product as uncharacterized. The transcript has 2 exons. The coding region runs from base 1 to 162 and encodes 53 amino acids. The record is from RefSeq and is a predicted model, not a curated record. Lineage: Eukaryota; Fungi; Basidiomycota; Pucciniomycetes; Pucciniales; Pucciniaceae.